Talpa occidentalis (Iberian mole) is the source of this 856-nucleotide messenger RNA. It is a transcript of the gene NINJ2, whose product is annotated as ninjurin 2. NCBI's taxonomy places the organism in Eukaryota, Metazoa, Chordata, Mammalia, Eulipotyphla, Talpidae. The record is from RefSeq and is a predicted model, not a curated record. The transcript is spliced from 4 exons. Gene Ontology annotation, biological process: cell adhesion; tissue regeneration. Gene Ontology annotation, cellular component: membrane. Bases 50 to 481 code for a protein of 143 amino acids.
CAGUCUGGGACCGGCACCCGGGGUGUGUGAGGCACUUGAGGGCAGCAAGAUGGAAUCAGAAAGAGAAACCAUAGACUUUCAGCCCGGAAGUCCCACCUCCAGGAGGAACCAGCCCAUCAAUCUGAACCACUAUGCCACCAAGAAGAGCGUGGCAGAGAGCAUGCUGGACGUGGCUCUCUUCAUGUCCAACGCCACAAGGCUGAAAGCAGUGCUGGAGCAAGGCCCAUCCUCUCACUACUACACCGCCCUCGUCACGCUCAUCAGCAUCUCCCUGCUCCUGCAGGUGGUCAUUGGAAUCCUCCUGGUGGCCAUUGCACGGCUGAACCUUAACGAGGUUGAAAAGCAGUGGCAACUAAACCAGCUCAACAAUGCUGCCACCACCUUGGUCUUCAUCACCGUGGUCCUCAACGUCUUCAUCACGGCCUUCGGGGCACAUAAGACAGGUUUCCUCGCUGCCAGGACCUCGAGGAAUCCUCUCUGAAUGCAACCUGGGACCCAGGUACUGGGUGUGGAACUGCUUCUGCCUCUUUCCUCCCUGACCUGCCAGGCUGAUGGGCACUUUCCACGGCUCCCCGGGAGAUUUCCUAAGAGGGCAGCGUAGAUGCCCAUGCUCCCUACCCACAGCACCUCAGUGAAUAUGAUGGCUCCCUUGGCUCAGUGAGUUCCAUCUUGGUCUGGAGUUUGGGGGUACUGCCAACCUUUCCUCUUGGGAGCAUUAGCACCUGAGGCAUGUCCACCCAAGGCCCAGUAUGGCCCCCAGAAGGCUGUGACUCCCUCCCCAUCCACACCCUGUGCUCCAGACCAGUAUCCCCUUUCUGUAAGAUGGAAUGAUUUCUGUCUAUAAAGGUUUCUGCAA